Messenger RNA from Parnassius apollo (apollo), 1356 nucleotides. NCBI's taxonomy places the organism in Eukaryota, Metazoa, Arthropoda, Insecta, Lepidoptera, Papilionidae. The record is from the annotation of a GenBank genome assembly.
AUGCCACAGUGUUGUGCAGUGCCUAUGUGUGCAAAUAAAAAAGGAGGGCAUAAGUUCCCUACAGAAGAUAAAAACCGAUUAAAACAGUGGCUUGUAGCCAUUCGCAGAGAUAAAUUUACUCCAACGAAAAAUAGCCUCGUUUGCAAAAGCCACUUCACAAAGGAUGAUUACCAGCUACCGAAGGACUCAGUAUUAGAAAAACAAAAUUACCAUAUUGAUUGCGCAAAUGUUUCUGUUAAGAGGUUUUCAUUGAUGACCGAGGAUAAUAAAGCAAAAUGGAAAUGUGACCAAUGCUUCUUAAAUGCGCAAAACAAUUUGUCAGUAAAUGUUCCUACAAAUAACUCGUUCGAGAUCUUAACUGACGAUGAAAACUCGGAUAUAAUGACCAUAUUAACGCAAAAUAGCAAAACUAAUAGCUGCCCAGAUUUGAGAAAGUUAAACAUGGAAGAUAGAAUAGAAAAUCUUGAGACACAAAAUCGAGAACUAAAAGAAAAACUACAAAUUGCUGAAGCUGAAAUAGAAAAUAUUUUAUUAGAAAAUACAAAAUUAAAACAAUUACUUUGCAAACAUGAAAUAAAAACAAAAUUUUUAGCAGAUAUAUGUAGCCCAACCUUAAAAAAAACUACCACGACCAGAAAAACCAGAAAGAGUAUAAACAAAACAGUCUUGGAUUUUCUGGAAGAUGAAAAGGAGGAAUGUAGCUCUAAUAAUUUACAACAAAUUAGUAGCACGCCAUCUAGGACUAAAGAAAAAAGUCAUCGAGGAAGCGCCGGCGAUCUAAGCACCCCGAGUCAUCAAAUCCAUAAUAGUUCUCCAGCCUCGUCGCUAGAUGACUCUGCUAAUCAAAAAAAGAUGAGGAAGCCUAUUAUCCAUAUAAUCGGUGAUCAACAGGCUAGAGGCCUGGCAGCGAAAUUAAAAUUAUCACGUACUGGAUUACAUAAUGACUGCUACACCGUCUCUGCAUCAGGCUGCGUUACAUUUGUAUCCGAUGCAUAUGGUGGAUCUACGAGUGAUCGUGAAUUGUUUGAAAAAUGUGGACUUAUUGAUAAACUUGAACCUAAUGAUAUCAUUUUUAGUGACCGUGGCUUUAAUGUACAAGACCUAGUGUGCCAUAAAGAUGUUACAGUUAAUGUGCCAGAAUUUUUAAAAAAUACUGAUGGACAAUUUGAGACUUCUCAACUGACAAGGUCAAAAAAUAUAUCUUCAGAACGGAUACAAGUUGAAAGGGUCAUUGGUUUGGCUAAAACUUUUAAGAUCUUAAGCGGCAAGUUGGAUUCAAAAUUGGUGCCUUUAGCAGAUAGAAUAAUAUUUGUAUGUUUUAUGUUAACCAAUUUCAAAAAUAAUAUUAUAAAGUAA